CCAGUCGGAACAUGAGGCGACGUGUGGAGUUUGAAAGCGCGUUUUUUUUUUUGGUACAUCACGUGGAGGAGAAAAUUGACUGCAACGCGUUCGACGACCGAGGGGUUGUGCGAUCAUGAUAUGAACGAUCAAAGUGCUCGUUCCAUGGAAGGGCAUGCGCCCUUAUUUAUUCGAGACGUGACAAGGGCUGAACCCAAUAUCGUUUCCUCCACUUCCAACCCAAACGUACAUACUUCAUUCGCUGCACAUGACGGAAAGCUUGUAUUCACAAGAAUUAGAGUCAAUGGCAUCAUAGUAGCAGACAAGGCUUUAUCAGUCAAUGAUAAAAAGCUAACAGGCGCGGAACGAUGCAUUGUUCUAGACGACGGCACCGAUACAAUUUGUGUCUUUUUAUCACCACGCUUAUGUCGACGUCCUGACGCAAACCUCCUAACGCUAUCUUCCUCUGUCACCAUUCUUGGAUGUGUGCGUCGACUGGAUGAAAAGAAUGUAGUGGACUGCGGCGGUUACUCUGUGGAUGGUGAUCUCACAAUGGAGCUGUAUCAUUGGCGCCGAGCCAUCGAAGCAAGGAACAAAGAAACAGCUGAAAAGAAGGACCAUUCUGCGGAAAAUGCAAGUACAAGAGGAAAGCUCAGGAUAGAAGCCGAUUUAUCUGAUAAACCCUCCAAGGAUGGGCCGCCUACUGAAGCUUCGCCAAAGAUGGUGAAUUCGCCCUCGACAAAUAACCGUGAAAAUAUCAAUGAUAUGGCCAAUGAUGGUCAAGGUGACAAUUGCUGGCGAUGGUCACCUAAUUAUGCCUUUGCCACCUCAUCACCGCUACGAGCCCUGCAAGAGGCUUCCAAUCGAAGCCCCAUGAUCCCGUCUCCGUUACGCAGUGUCACUGUGAAGCAAAUCAUUCGAGAGGACUCUGACAGCUUUGGAUUUGAUGACGACUAUGGCCUGGAUACGCUUGACUUGGAUGCGCUAGAACAAAAUGCUAUUCAGCAGCUUCAUCAGGAUCCCGCAGAGAAACGAAGAUACCAUGAUGCAUUUCCAUAGAAUAAAUUUAUCAAAAAGGUUGAAUCGAUGGAUGUUGGCUUGGUCCGAUGGCAUGUGCGGAGUUGAAUUAGUCGAAUUUUGUUUACUUGACUGGGUCGCUCAUUGUUC
Molecule: messenger RNA, 1146 nt
Organism: Radiomyces spectabilis
Lineage: Eukaryota; Fungi; Mucoromycota; Mucoromycetes; Mucorales; Radiomycetaceae
Exons: 4
Coding region: 121-1038 (305 amino acids)
Source: RefSeq, a predicted model, not a curated record